Molecule: messenger RNA, 904 nt
Organism: Argiope bruennichi
Lineage: Eukaryota; Metazoa; Arthropoda; Arachnida; Araneae; Araneidae
Product: programmed cell death protein 6-like
Exons: 9
Coding region: 159-692 (177 amino acids)
Molecular function (GO): calcium ion binding
Source: RefSeq, a predicted model, not a curated record
GCAACACUAUUGUGAAAAUAAAAAUAAGGCUGAUCUGUCAUCAACGUGGGGUAUUGCAGUAUUCAUAGUCAUUAUCAUUGAAUAAAGGAAGGUUCUUCCUUUGAUUAUAACGUAUAAACACAUUUGGCAUGUGUUAUUAAAUAAUUUAAGGUAAAAAAAUGGCUUAUAAUCCACAACCAGCUAGUGAUCAGUUUUUAUGGGAUGUUUUUAUGAGAGUGGAUCGUGAUCGGAGUGGCUCCAUUACAGCUAAUGAAUUACAAGCUGCUCUUUCAAAUGGUACUUGGCAACCAUUUAAUCCAGAAACAGUCCGGAUGAUGAUAGGUAUGUUUGAUAGGGAUCACUCUGGGACCAUAAAUUUUGAAGAAUUUAAAGCUCUUUGGAGGUAUAUUACUGACUGGUUAAACUGUUUUCGCAGUUUUGACACAGACCGCUCUGGUAAUAUAGACCAAAAUGAGCUGAGGAGUGCUCUGACUAGUUUUGGUUAUCGUCUUAGUGACAGGUUUUACUCCUUGCUAGUCCAAAAGUUUGACAGAGAUGGAACUCGCACAAUUAAAUUUGAUGAUUUCAUUCAAUGUUGUGUUAUGCUGCAGAGCUUAACUGCUGCCUUCAAAUACCAUGACACAGAUUUGGAUGGAUGGAUUAGGAUUUCUUAUGAAGAGUUCUUGACUCUUGUUUUCAGUUUAAAAAUGUGAUGAAUUCCUUCUUAAAAAUUCAUUCCAUAAAUUGAAGGGACGUUAAGGCUGAGCUUGUUUUUAUGGUGUCCUGGUGCAUAGAAUGUUGCCAAAAGUUGGAUCAUCUGUUAGAAUUUAAAUUUCAUUAAUCUCUUAUUGUUAUACACAUGCAUAUCUUUUCUAUUUCCUUGUAUUUCUACUUCUGAAAUAAUUAAAAAUUUUAUUAUCAUUCA